This is a messenger RNA of Drosophila grimshawi, 579 nucleotides long. RefSeq names its product U6 snRNA-associated Sm-like protein LSm1 (gene LSm1). Gene Ontology annotation, molecular function: RNA cap binding. Lineage: Eukaryota; Metazoa; Arthropoda; Insecta; Diptera; Drosophilidae. The transcript has 3 exons. The record is from RefSeq and is a predicted model, not a curated record. Gene Ontology annotation, cellular component: P-body; Lsm1-7-Pat1 complex. The coding region runs from base 61 to 474 and encodes 137 amino acids. Gene Ontology annotation, biological process: deadenylation-dependent decapping of nuclear-transcribed mRNA.
ACAAUUAGCUAUUUGCGCAUUACUUAAAAUUAAAUAUCAAAUAAGAUAAGCUCACGCUCUAUGGACGAUCUCAAUCCGUUGGCUGGCACAGCGCAUCUGCUGGAGGAAGUGGAUAAGAAACUCAUGGUGCUGCUGAGGGAUGGAAGAACACUCAUUGGCUACUUGCGUUCCGUAGAUCAGUUCGCCAAUUUGGUACUGCAGCGGACCAUCGAGAGAAUACACGUUGGCAAUGAAUAUGGAGAUAUUCCGCGGGGAGUUUUCAUAAUACGCGGCGAGAAUGUUGUGCUCCUCGGGGAAAUUGAUCGUGAAAAGGAGCAGAAGUUGCCGUUGAAAGAGAUAUCGGUCGAUGCGAUUCUCGAUGCACAGCGUCGCGAGCAGGAGCAGCGACAGGAGAAGCACCGACUGGUGUCCAAGGCGCUUAAGGAGCGCGGCCUGGCCGUCAAUGCGGACAUCAUCAAUGAGGACUUUUGCUAGGGCAACAUAGCACAUAGUUACUUUACCAUUAAGAUUAAAGAGAGAUUCAUAUUGAUUUUUUGUCACUUGUAUAUUUGUACUCCAUAAAAAUCUAUUUAAAAACUA